CGCUCUCCCGCUCCGCUGGAGGCCUCCGAGGCCCCGGAGCCACCGGGCAGAGUCGGAUGGCUCAGCCAGCCCCACUUCCUCCUUGGAAUUGUCCUGCUUUCUUUGAACGGAUGAGUCUUUCUCUUAUUGAUGAAGCAUUUACAAAUGAGUUAGAGGUUCUGAUGGCUGGGUGAAGAGAGGAAAACGGCAGAAAGGCUGAAGCGCUGUGAUACUGUAAUCACUUUUGGUGACUGUCUCCUCUUUAUGCAAUGUAUCAGUCCAUAUCUGAAACUAGACAUCCUCUGCAGUCAGAAGAACAGGAAGUAGGCAUUGACCCCUUGUCCAGCUAUUCACAUAAGACUGGAGGAAAUCCAAGUCAAAAUGGGAAAAGAACAAAUUCUACCUUAGACUCUGAAGGAACCUUUAAUUCAUAUAUGAAAGAAUGGGAAGAACUAUUUGUAAACAACAAUUACUUGGCAACAAUAAGACAGAAGGGGAUUAAUGGGCAGCUGAGAAGCAGCAGGUUCCGCAGCAUCUGCUGGAAGCUCUUUCUUUGUGUUCUUCCUCAAGACAAAAGUCAAUGGAUAAGUAGAAUUGAAGAACUAAGAGCAUGGUAUAGCAGUAUUAAAGAAAUACAUAUCACUAAUCCGAGGAAAGCUGUUGGCCAGCAGGAUCUGAUGAUCAACAAUCCCCUUUCACAAGAUGAAGGAAGCCUUUGGAACAAGUUCUUCCAGGAUAAAGAAUUGCGGUCCAUGAUUGAGCAGGACGUCAAAAGAACAUUUCCUGAAAUGCAGUUUUUCCAACAAGAAAAUGUGAGAAAAAUUCUUACAGAUGUUCUGUUUUGUUAUGCUAGAGAAAACGAGCAGUUGCUUUAUAAACAGGGUAUGCAUGAGCUGCUAGCACCUAUCAUCUUUGUUCUUCACUGUGACCACCAAGCUUUUCUACACGCUAGUGAGUCUGCACAGCCCAGUGAGGAAAUGAAAACUCUAUUGAACCCUGAGUUUCUGGAGCAUGAUGCCUACGCAAUGUUCUCACAGCUUAUGGAAACUGCUGAACCUUGGUUUUCUACUUUUGAGCAUGAUGGUCAAAAGGGAAAAGACUCUCUGAUGACACCCAUCCCCUUUGCUAGACCACAGGAUUUAGGGCCAACAGUUGCCAUUGUUACUAAAGUCAACCAGAUCCAGGAUCACCUACUGAAGAAGCAUGAUAUUGAGCUCUACAUGCACUUGAACAGACUAGAAAUUGCACCACAAAUAUAUGGGUUGCGAUGGGUGCGGCUGCUGUUUGGGAGGGAGUUUCCACUACAGGAUCUGCUGGUGAUCUGGGAUGCCUUGUUUGCAGACGGCCUCAGCCUGAGCUUAGUAGAUUAUGUCUUCAUAGCCAUGCUACUCUAUAUCCGAGAUGCUUUAAUUUCUAGUAACUACCAGACCUGCCUCGGCCUUCUGAUGCAUUAUCCACUCAUCGGAGACAUACACUCACUGAUCCUUAAAGCUCUGUUCCUUAGAGACCCAAAGAGAAAUCCAAGGCCUGUAACUUAUCAGUUCCACCCCAAUUUAGAUUACUACAAGGCACGGGGAGCAGACCUUAUGAAUAAAAGCCGGACCAAUGCCAGAGGUGCUCCCCUGAAUAUACACAAGGUCUCCACCAGCCUGAUUAACUUUGGAAGAAAGUUGAUUUCCCCAGCCUCGGUUCCAGGCAGUAUGGGUGGCCCUGUGCCCGGGAGCAACAGCAGCAGCUCUUUCUUUGCUGCCAUCCCCACCUCUGAGGAAGCCCCAAGGCAUCAUGUGCAGCAGCAGCGGCAGCAGCAGCGGCAGCAACAGCAGCAGCAACAGCAGCAGCGGCAGCAACAGCAGCAGCAACAGCAGCAGCGGCUGAUGAAAUCUGAAAGCAUGCCUGUACAGUUGAACAAAGGCGACGUAGUUACAGGAAGCAGUGCUCAGAUCUCUGUUCCUGUCCAGGCUCUAACUGACCUCCAAGGGCAAAAUUCUAAGAUCAUCAGUCCAACCUCAAGCAUCGAGAGUUUGCCUGGGGGAAGAGAGUCCUCUGGCUCCCCACCUUCAUCAGCUUCUAAAAAGGAUUCCUUUUUCAGCAGCCUCGCACGUUCCCGCUCACACAGCAGAACUAUAGGGAGAAAAGAGUCUGAAGAGGAAUUGGAAGCCCAGAUUUCCUUCCUCCAAGGACAGCUGAAUGACCUAGAUGCUAUGUGCAAGUACUGUGCCAAGGUCAUGGACAUGCAUCUUGUUAAUAUUCAAGAUGUGGUAUUACAAGAGAAUUUGGAAAAAGAAGAUCAAAUUCUGGUUUCCUUGGCAGGUUUAAAACAGAUCAAAGACAUUCUGAAAGGUUCCCUGCGCUUCAACCAGAGCCAACUGGAGGCUGAGGGGAAUGAGCAGAUUACCAUCGCGGAUGAUCACUACUGCUCCAGCGGCCAGGACCAGAGCCACCAAGUUCCUAGGGCCACCAAGCAGACCCCUUCAGAGACGCCGGGCUGCACAGGUGGAGGGACCCCCGAUGACUUCAUUCUGGUUAACAAAGAAGAUGAGGGGCGCAGUGCCAGGGGGGCGUUCUCAGGCCAGUCUCAGCCUCUUCUCGCCCUCAGAAGCACAUCUGGGAGGAGCAGAGCAGCCUGCUCCCCACUGGUAUUCUCAGACCCCUUGAUGGGCCCAGCCUCAGCCUCCUCCAGCAACCCCAGCUCCAGCCCUGAUGACGACAGCAGCAAAGACUCUGGCUUUACCAUCGUCAGCCCCCUGGACAUCUGAACACAGGGACCCGACUAGUGGAGACCCUGCUGCUGAACUAACUUUUUUUUCCCAGCAUGCAUUUUGGCACUGGCACAAGCCAUCCUUUAACAAGAGGUUUCCACUUUUCGUGCCCUAUGUUCACCAGAAGUGCAGGUAGAGCUUUCCACCUGACCCCGUGCCCCUUGCUCUGAGCUAGGGCGAAGUCAGGCACCCAGCUCUGUGCCCACUGUCAGACAGACCACAGUCGUACCACCGUCUUCCAUCCUCCUCCCCAGCAGCUCUUUGGGCUGCACCUAGCAGGAGGAGCUGCUUUCAGGACUUCUUGUUAGCAAGGCUUCCGCGAUCUGGCAGCCAGCCUCCCUGCUGCCUUCAGAAGCCCUGCUGCACUCAGCGUGAACUGGAGAAGCAGGGGCUCAGAUUAGGACUCAGAUUCUGGUUUGAUUAGAGUACAUUUCCAGGCCCUGUGCUGAAUAAACUUCAGCCUCCACUGUUCUCCCUGAACCACAUUUCACCUUCUAGAAUCUCCACAUGAAGCAUGAGGCGCUGUAAACUACGGUGGCCUCUUACAAUGAGCAACAUAAACGGAAACCACAUUUCCACCACCAAGAGCCAAACCCCCACUGGGAAUUAGCUUUGGAGUCCCUUCUGUGGGAGCAGGCUUCCCAAAAAACAUUCCAGGUGCCAGAAGAGUACAGGGCCCCUACUCAGCCCGCCCCCACUCUGACACUCAGCUGUAAAGUCAUCCGGGUACUGCUUCAAGGAUGGUUCUGCAUGCCCUGUGCCCCUGCCUGGGCUGCCACAGGUGUGCCACCUCCUCUGCUGGCAGAGUCAGAGCUGUGCCGGGCACUCUUUCCUGCAAGGAGACGGGCUUUCUGUGCCCAAGCUGGCACUCCACUGGGGACAGUGGGGACUGUUGGCAGAUGUAGCACCUGCUACACUUGCCUUGUGUCCCUCUCCGCAGAGGGCAGCAGCCUCUGGGCAGUGUCCCCCUCCUUCCCAGCACUGCCUUUCUCUGCAGACAAGUACAGUGAUGUGUGAUGCUCCUCCAUCUUGGAAACAGGGACACUAAAGUCCUCCCCUAUGAGGACUUCUUAGCUGUACUAGAUGGCAGGGCUCGGCCGGUGCCCGAUGAGCUCUGCCCCUGCCUCGGCCUCUAAGGAGGCUAGUUCCAUGUCCCAUGAAGACAUAAGAACCAGGGCCACCACAUGGUGGGCAUCCAUCCUCCGAGGGAAGGUUGCCAUCAGCCACUUCACAGAGGCAUCCGUACCCUUAUACCUAAGGAAGUAUUUACUCACCCCUCCAGGCCUGGUCCAGUGCUGGCCAUGUCUGUCCCAGCUGAGACACUGUCCCCAACAUUCUCUUGGCUUUGAGAAGAAGGGUCAUAGCUGAGUGUUAUUGUCUAUCCAUGGAGCCAAGAAGGUGACAGGUGAUUCCCUGCCGUUUGAAUGGGCAUUUCACAGUCUUUAACCUACCUGCCCUGCCCGUGCCCCAUCCUGUGCUGUGUGAGUGCCCCGUGAGAGCUCCUGGGUUCACACGGAGAUGUUUCUGUGGUCCCCAGUUAGCCCGCUUUUCUGCUUGGAGAGUGCUGUGUUUACUAGGUGACUUCACUCUUCCUGUUGAACAUUGCUUCCCUUUCUGUCCCCGACAUUGCUAGUGCAGAUUGUGUUCCUCCCCUGUGCGUUAUCAGGUACUCUGUCUAACUGCACAUUUUAAAACCCUGGAUAUUGAACUUUUUUCUUUAGCCACAUGGUAAUCAUCUGUUCUGAUCGCUCACAUUUUGAUUGUAGCAGCUAAAUACACACACACACAUAUAUAUAUAUAUAUAUAUAUAUAUAUAUAUAUAUAUAUACGCCAAGCUUAGAUUACUCCCCAUUGUCAUUUACUUUUUGAAACAUGCCUCUGUUUCACGCAAUCCUCUCUGAUCAGAUUGGAAUUGUGAGAUAAAACAUUCCUGUGUGCUCCAGAGGGUCACAGACUUGCCUUGUCUUACAGGUUUGCUGUGGCCGUGGGGUCUUCCUGGUUUAUUUCCUCAAAGAUGACCUGCUGUUCUGCGCUAACUGCAGCUUGAAAAGAAAAGAAAUGACCACAGUGCCAAAUAAGUAUAGCUCUAGAGCAUAGCCUCUCCCUGGGACUUGCCUCCUCCCAUGUGUAGGGAUGGCUAUGCUGGACGAGAAUGUAGGAGCUGCCUUUAGUGGCAGGAGAGCUAAA
Microtus ochrogaster (prairie vole) is the source of this 4925-nucleotide messenger RNA. RefSeq names its product TBC1 domain family member 5 (gene Tbc1d5). Lineage: Eukaryota; Metazoa; Chordata; Mammalia; Rodentia; Cricetidae. The transcript is spliced from 24 exons. Gene Ontology annotation, biological process: activation of GTPase activity. The record is from RefSeq and is a predicted model, not a curated record. Bases 249 to 2735 code for a protein of 828 amino acids. Gene Ontology annotation, molecular function: GTPase activator activity.